This is a messenger RNA of Xiphias gladius (swordfish), 1848 nucleotides long. RefSeq names its product sperm associated antigen 7 (gene spag7). NCBI's taxonomy places the organism in Eukaryota, Metazoa, Chordata, Actinopteri, Istiophoriformes, Xiphiidae. Gene Ontology annotation, molecular function: nucleic acid binding. The transcript has 7 exons. Bases 72 to 758 code for a protein of 228 amino acids. The record is from RefSeq and is a predicted model, not a curated record.
AUCUGCGCCUGCGCAGCCCGUACAGCUGCAGCCAAAACAACAGUCUGGACCGUCUGCCCUAUCAUUCCAAGAUGGCGGACCUCCUAGGUUCAAUCUUAAACUCGAUGGAGAAGCCUCCAACUGUCGGCGACCAGGAGAGCCGACGAAAGGCUCGAGAGCAAGCAGCAAGACUCAAAAAGAUGGAGGAAGAGGAGAAAAGAAAGAAAGCAGAGUUCAGGAAAAAGAUGGAGAAAGAGGUGUCGGAUUUCAUCCAAGACAGUUCACAACAGAAACGAAAAUACAACCCUAUGGGGAAGAUUGAAAGGAGUAUAUUGCACGAUGUUGCAGAAGUGGCUGGUCUGACUUCUUUUUCUUUCGGGGAGGAUGAAGAGAGCCGUUAUGUCAUGCUUUUCAAGAAGGAGUUUGCGCCAUCAGAUGAGGAGCUGGAAGCCUAUCGCAAAGGAGAGGAGUGGGAUCCCCAGCUGGCAGAGCAACGACGAAGACUAAAAGAGCAGGCUGCAUUGGAAAUAGCAGCAUCCAGUCAGGCAAAGAAGUCAGAAGCUCCCAACUCCAAUUACAGAGACAAGUACAGUCACCUGAUUGGCACCUCAGCUGCAAAAGAUGCAGCGCAUACGCUAGAGGCCAACAGGUCAUAUGGCUGUGUGCCGGUGGCCAACAAGAGAGACACUCGCUCCAUAGAGGAAGCCAUGAAUGAAAUCAGAGCCAAGAAACGGCAGAAGCGAGAGGACGACACGGGGGCCCACAGCAGCAGUUCUUGAGUCUCCACUGUUUCUGCUUUGUCUACUGUUGUGUGUGUGUGUGUGUGUGUGUGUGUGUGUGUGUGUGUGUGUGUGUGUGUGUGUGUGCGAGCGUGCGUGCGUGCGUGUGUGGGCGCUUUGUUUGAAAACUCUUAAUUCAUUCUGUAAUGCAAUGUCCUUUACUUCAGUGAUUUUAAAAGUUUAACUUAUAUGACAGGCAUGAAUCUAGUAUGUAUGCCACUCUUUGACCAAGUCUGUGCUGAAAUCAUGAAAUCCUGUUAAGCGGAAGAUGCUCAGGUGUGUCUGAUACAUGUUUGUUCAACAUUUGCCUGUCAGUUAGUCUGUCAGUUAUCAAGCUUCUCAAACACAUGAUUGGACCCUAUACAGUAUGAGAAACUUUUUUUGUUUGAAAAAAAGUGUCUCAGUGUUCAGCUACAUAAAAACAUACAGAUUUUUUAAAGGACAAUAUUUUGGCAGUGAUUAACAUCUUUGAUGAAGGUGUGCAUUUGUAGUCCUAAGUGACAUUUUUAUCAUUAAAAAUAUUUAGAGUUUUGAGCUUUGGCUGGGCUGGAUGAAGUCUUGAAAACAAGGCUUUAGACAAAGUAUGGCUGAAUAGUCCUACUGACAGUGUUCCAAAUAUCCAUUGCAGUUUUAGAAGGGAACCAGCAAUGUUCUUCUAUUGACCAGCCUCUGCCCCCCCCCCCCCCCCCACUCUCAACCUGUAACAAAACUUUGUAAAGUUGGAAGCAUGCCAUUUCCUCCAUCGUAAGAGGAAUCCCAUUUUAGAAAAUACUGUUUUGUGGAUUUUAGGAAUCUGUGAUUAAGUCUGAGAUUUUCUUUGUUUCUAUACAUCUGCACUGACUGUGAAUUGAACUGUUUACUCCUAGUUCAGUGCUUAAUUGUUGAGCCACGUGAUGGCUUGCAAUAGGAAUCAAUGUAAGGAGUAGGAGUGCGAGAUCCCUUGUUGGGAUGUCGGUCACUAAGUUUUAUUCUAAGUCUUCUGUUGGUCAUGUCUUCAAGUAAGAGUUUCUUGGCAUCUUGAUGUCUGUUUUAACAUAGUUGCACUGUUUUAUCCCCCCAUGUGUGUUAAUAAAUGGAGAACAGUAUUAGA